AUGGCGGCGGCGGCAGCGGCAGCGGCAGCACCUUCGUCAGGAGGCACAGGAAACAACACAGCUGCGACGACGACGACCAGCCGGUUCGCGGCAGCGUGCGGCACGCUGAGCCAGUACGUCAGGGCGGCGGAGGCCGAGAGGACGCGCGCGCGGCCGCCGGUGGUGCGGCCCCUGCCCCUCAUGCCGGGAGCUGACGUCGAGGACCAGCAGGAGGAGCCGGCAGAAACGGCGGCGGCGCAGCUGACCAUCGUGUACGGCGGGCGGGCGCUGGUGCUCGACGAUGUCACGGCGGACAAGGCGGCGGACCUGCUGCGGUUCGCCGCGGCGGCGGCACGGAGCAGGCGCUCUCCUGCUCCUCGGUCGCCGACCUACCCGUGGCCAGGAAGGCGUCGUUGCAGCGGUUCAUGGAGAAGCGCCAGGGCAGGGUCGCCGCCCGCGCGGAGCCGUACCGCCGGCCCGGUGACCAACGCGACCAUCUCACGCUCGCGCUGUGAUCUGAGAGCUAGUCUCGGCGUUAGCUACCUAACUAGCUAG
Molecule: messenger RNA, 534 nt
Organism: Miscanthus lutarioriparius
Lineage: Eukaryota; Viridiplantae; Streptophyta; Magnoliopsida; Poales; Poaceae
Source: the annotation of a GenBank genome assembly